Molecule: messenger RNA, 2691 nt
Organism: Lachancea fermentati
Lineage: Eukaryota; Fungi; Ascomycota; Saccharomycetes; Saccharomycetales; Saccharomycetaceae
Source: the annotation of a GenBank genome assembly
AUGGGCGCGAUCAAGAGAAGUCAGGACCCUGAAGAAGAUCCCGAUGAGAACUCCAAACCUAAAAGGCGCCCCACUUCCGCGAUCAUGGGUAUCUCUCGAUCGAUCGCCGCAUGCAAGCGCUGCCGGUUCCGCAAAGUCAAGUGCGAUCAAAAAUUCCCCAGUUGCUCCAAGUGUGUGGCCGCUGAUGAGCCCUGCGUGUCUGUCGAUCCGGCUACUGGCCGUGACGUUCCGCGCUCCUACGUGAUCUUUCUCGAGGACCGUCUCGAGGCAAUGAUGAAGAAACUGCAGUCGUGCGGCAUCGAUCCUUCAGAAGUACAGGGCAAUAUCCCGGCCACCAGUGACGACCGCCCUUGCAACGUCAGCAUAUUCGAAGAGAAAAUGCGGCUCGAGCAUGAGAUCCCCACCGAAAACGUCAUGGCUGGCUACAUCAUCAACAAUGGCACCUCCAUGCAAAAGGGCGUCUCCGUUGACGACCGCACCGCAGAGAAAACUUUCUCCACCGCUCACUCCGAGGCUGGCUCUGAUCAUGGCACCCCAAUUUUAUCUGAAUUGGGCGAGUCCAGUCGAAGUUUAACCAGCUUAGGUGCCAUGAAACAUAGCAAAGCUAGCAAGUCCUCCAUGGGCAACGCUUCUAACUCCUACUUGGGUGAUUCCUCUGGUAUUCCAUUUGCCAAACUGAUGUUCACAGCGGUCAAUUUCAAGCCCGAUGCCGUUGACGAAUCCAAUGACGAACCCGUUUCGGCCUCCCCGCCAGCUGUCGAUGAGCCAUUGAACCCCUUGUACUUACCCACCAAGCGAGAAGCCCAGGAAUUGAUCUCUCGGUAUUUUGCGUAUUGUAACUCUCAAUUGCCUAUCCUUCAUCGUGAGUAUUUUUUGAAAAAGUAUUUCGAACCGAUUUACGGCCAACUCGAUGAAGGCGUAUCCCUCGCAUCUGAUCACACUCUCAUAAAUAAGGAUUUUAAACUGGUACAACAACCUCAGGCUGACGACUCACCCACAGAAGACAACGCGGAACCCUGGUAUGAACCAUCACUCUCCGAUUCAGCAGUUCACGACAAAAAAGUACCUGUGAAAUUCUAUCUGCCACUUUUCUUCUUAAAUAUGGUAUUUGCAGUUGGUGAUUCGGCGCAGGUACUGGAAUCGUCUGAAAAACGCUCAGCAGCUUUUAAAAACCGUGCUAGUCAUUUCAUAGAGGCGCUCUUUUGCUCUAAUGAUCGUCUAGAAGCUCUGGCGGGCACACUUCUAAUUGCAGAAUAUUCUAUUAUGAGACCCAACGUCCCUGGUGUUUGGUACACCAUGGGUUCAGCCCUAAGACUUGCUGUGGAUCUGGGCUUGCAUGCUGAAAAAUUAAACAAAAACUAUGAACCAUUCACAAGAGAUCUUCGACGUCGUCUAUUCUGGAGUACUUAUUCCCUGGAUCGACAAAUAUGUGCGUUUUUUGGCCGUCCAUUUGGUAUACCGGAUGAAAACGUGACAGCGGAAUUUCCAAGCUCUUUAGAUGACGCUUUGAUUACUACAGCAGCAGAUAAUAUUGAAGACUAUUCAUUUGUCAAGAGUUCUGUGGCAUCUUAUAAAUCCAUUUCCUUGGCUUUCUUCAAAAUACGAAAAAUACAAGCUCAAAUCGUUCAAGUAUUAUACGCGCCUCAUGGUACAUACCCUCAAGAGUUCACCGAUUUGGAACAAUGGCGUUCUGUUAUGAAUCAUGAGAUUAACACUUGGUACAGCAAAUUGAUACCAAAAACUCACCGGAAAAUGAAUUGCAAAUUUCGCACCGAAUUUUUCCAAUUGAAUUACUGCCACACUAAGAUCAUGCUCUAUGGCUUAUGUCCAAAAUCUGUCAGCUUGAGUCCCAGAGGUUAUGAAGUUGUAUACCAGAGUACUAAGGGAAUCAUAGACGCUUACUAUAAAUUAUGCACAGAGGGAAACAUCAAUUAUACAUGGGUGGCCGUUCACAAUCUUUUCAUGGCCGGUAUGACUUUCCUUUACACAAUACAUAACGCCGCUGUUGGGAUUGUUGAAAGCAUUACUGAAUUACAGAAAAGUUGCUUCAAAUUGGUUCAUGUACUUAAAUCUCUGAUAGGUACUUGUGACGCUGCGAAGAAUUGUUCCAAGAUAUUUCAAGUACUCUCGGCCGCUGUUUUGAAAUUGCGAAUGGAAAAUGAAGAUAGUAAUGGCCCUAUCGAUCCCUUAGUGACCUACAGUGAACCUCGAACUGCUGUCCACUCUGACUCGGCUAUCAGCAAUAUUCAAAUGUCCCCUGGCCAAAUAGACGCGCCUCUCGAUCCAUUAGAAAACAUAAAUACAGGCACGCUGGAUCAAUUUUUCGUCGAGCUCGAUAAACUUUCACCUUUUUCGGAUACUAGCAAGGGUCAGUUUUCACUGUCGAGCUUUAACUCUCCUGAAAGCACAUCUAGAGAAAGAAUUGUCAAUAGUGCAUCCCGAAACUCCAAGACUUCUGACUUACCCUCUAAUGGACCGCGCACCAAUGAUGAAACAGCAAGCGCGGCUGAUAAAUUUACGCACCAAAAGAGACUACAACACAUGAACAAAAAGCGUUCCAAGGAUAGUCAAAGGGUGUACGACUUGAUUCAUCAAGUAAGCACUGAAACUAUAUGGGAUCAAUUCUUCAGUAACCGAGGAGGAGGCUCAAAUGGAUUCAACAAUCCUGGAAAUCCUGGCGAUUUUGUUUGA